Molecule: messenger RNA, 2447 nt
Organism: Ipomoea triloba (trilobed morning glory)
Lineage: Eukaryota; Viridiplantae; Streptophyta; Magnoliopsida; Solanales; Convolvulaceae
Product: L-type lectin-domain containing receptor kinase IX.1-like
Exons: 3
Coding region: 1-2196 (731 amino acids)
Biological process (GO): protein phosphorylation
Cellular component (GO): plasma membrane
Molecular function (GO): carbohydrate binding; ATP binding; protein kinase activity
Source: RefSeq, a predicted model, not a curated record
AUGGCAGCUGCCUUGUGCAGAUUCUUGGAUGUCUUGGCCUUCCUAUUCCUUUUGCUACCUUCUUUAGUUUGUUCCCUCUCGUUUGAUCUGCCAAGCAUUGGUCCUAAGGAUAAAGAUGUGCUCAUUAAAGUGGAAGGAAAUGCAACCAUCACAAACCGUGGCAUCAAACUCACACCGGAUUUAAAUGGCAAAGCCGGUCGAGCCAAGUAUGUUGAAUUGUUGCACCUAUGGGAUAAGGCUUCUGGAGAUUUAGCCGAUUUUACCACCCAUUUCACUUUCAACAUCGACUCAAAUGGUAGCUCUCGCUAUGCUGAUGGAAUGGCCUUUUUCAUGGCUAAUUUUUCCACCCCAUUCGAUAUAAAUCGGACGUGUGGUGGCGCCCUUGGCCUAAUGGAUGCCUAUAAACCAUCUCCAGAUCAUUUCCUUGCUGUGGUUUUUGAUACAUACUCAAACGAGAAGAAUAUGCCAAUGACAAAUGUGAGUAUCAUAAUUAAUUCUGUACUAGUACCCGAGGAGAAUACAGUAUGGUGGAACAAUAUUACACAGGGGAAGAAUAACAAUGCUUCCAUAACUUAUAAUGCUACUUCCAGGAUUCUUCAAGUUGUUUUUACAGGAUUCUGGGAUGGCCAGUACUUGACAGGCAACCUUAGCCAUAUGGUUGAUCUCAGGUACUUGCCCGAAUUCGUUAACGUUGGCUUCUCAGGUGCAACAGGAAUGUUGUCUGAGGAAAACAUUGUAAGCUCGUGGCGGUUCAAUUCCACUUCACUGACACUGAGCUCGUCGGUCAGUAGUGUAUCUCCAUCUCCAUCUCCAUCGCCAGCUCCUCCUCGAGAAGAAAAGAACAAGAAGAAAGGGCUAGUGAUAGGAUUGAGUAUUUGUGUUCCAGUUUUAGUUGCUCUGUUAUUGGCUUUAGCCAUCGUUACUUGUCUUAAAAAGACAGGAACAGAAAUAGGAAACAAUCAAGAGAUUAUUCUUCUUGGUCAGGACAUGGAUAGUGAAUUUCAAAUGGUUAGCAGUGGUCCUAAAAAGUUCUCAUACACUGAAUUGGAGACUGCAACUUACAACUUUGCAGAGGAGCAGAAGCUUGGAGAAGUGGGGUUUGGAGGGGUUUAUAGAGGUUUCUUAAGCAGCCUAAACUUGUAUGUGGCUGUUAAGAGAAUCUCAAGUGGGUCUAAACAGGGGGUUAAUGAAUAUGCAUCAGAAGUAAAGAUAAUCAGCCGAUUGAGACAUAGAAACUUGGUGCCACUUCACGGUUGGUGUCACGAGAAAGGCGAACUGCUGCUUGUUUAUGAAUACAUGCCAUGCAAGUUGCAAAGUUUGAUCAAGAAUGUUAGGCAAGUCCAAGAGUUAGGCACCUACAAACCUCAUUUAUUUUUCUUUCUCAAAUUAUUGUUGCAAUCUGAUCUAUCCCACUUCCGCGGGCGCAACAUGCCAGAAGGCAGCUUAGACUCCCAUCUCUUCAAGAGAAACUCACCUUUGAAUUGGGAGAUCAGGUAUAGAAUUGCACAAGGCUUGGCCUCGGCUUUGUGCUAUCUGCACGAAGAGUGGGAAAAAUGUGUAUUGCAUAGGGAUAUUAAACCUAGCAAUGUCUUGUUGGACUCUAGCUUUAACGCUAAGCUAGGUGAUUUUGGGUUAGCUUGGCUAGUUGACCAUGAAAAUGCACCCCAAAAAACCAUAGUCGGAGGAACACCAGGGUAUGUAGUUCCAGAAUGCAAUUUCACAUUCAAGACGAGCAAAGAAUCAGAUGUGUAUAGCUUUGGAAUCGUUGCAUUAGGAAUUGCUACUGGGCAAAGAGCAAUUCUUGCCAAUGAUCCCGAAGGUGUGAAAACCUUGGUGGAAUGGGUUUGGGAUUUGUAUGGAAUGGGAAAGCUACUAGAGGCUGUAGAUCCUAAACUAUGCGGAAACUUUGAUGAGCAAGAAAUGGAGCAGUUAAUGAUGAUUGGGCUGUGGUGUGCUCACCCUGAUAGUACUUGCCGACCAAAAAUAAGCCAAGCUUUACAUUGUCUUAAAUUCCUAGUGCAAUUGCCCAUCCUUCCACCAAAGAUGCCUAAGCCAUUCAACGUUUCAAGUUCGCAUUGGCAAAUAUUUGAGGGCCAUACGAGGUCAAGCAACAAUACUUGUCCCUCGCGUUUCACUUCAUCUUCCAUCAUGGAUACUGGUUCUUCAUCUUCUGCCUCACAUUCGCACGCACACUGAUAGCACAAUUUUCUUAAUUUCAAACAAGAAUAUUACUUAUUGGGUCUGUUAAUGAUAUAUUUUUGUGUGUUUGCUAUAAAGUCAUUGGUCAUUUUGUUGUCUCUUGUAUUUAUCUCUGCUCUGUGUUAACAAUAAAGUAGUAUAAGAACAGUGGUGAUUGAAAAUGUAAGAGUGUGAGAUACUAUUGGAGAAGAAGGUUAUGUUGAGUCUUGCAGUUUUUUUAUUUUAUUUUAUUUUUAACUAUAGCUAUA